GCAGAUAAUUGCAUUGUAUGAUAGUAUUGUUGCGACCUGUGGUUACCGACUAUACCUACCGCGUCAUUAUCGCGUGAAUACUCUCUGCGAAAUAAAGGACGUAACGUGGACGUAACUUAGCAACCAAAAUACAAAUAACAUUCAAAUGUCAAGGUGAAAAUUACCUCGCAUUUUCAAGCUGCAGUUUCCUAGGUCCUUAGAGCGUUACUGUUAUAUUUUGUGCUAUUAGUUAAGUCUUCGGUAUGGAAAACUUAGAUAAUAAUGCUUGGGUAUUCGAUUCCCUUGUCGGAUUUCUACAUGGUCCAGUGUGGAAUGUUCCGCUACAGACAUUUAUAGAAGAAAAAUCGCUUCCAUUUGAACCAACGGACGACGGGGAAGUUCUCGAUAGACCUGAAUACAAAAAGAUUCAUGACGAAUACAAAAAUUUGGUGGACGUAAUGCUUGGUUCCUUUAUGGAUGAUAUUGGUAUCUCAGCUGAUCAGUUUGAAGCAGCAUGUCGACUAUCGGCCCGUGAUCUCGCUGGUCUCCCGACUUAUUUUCAUAAAAGGCUCUUUGAACAAAUUUGGGCGGCUAACGACUAUGAGAUGUUUGUUAAAAUGAUGACUCAUAAGAAUGUUGAGUUACAACUUCAGGCUUUAGAGCUCAUUGAGAAAAGAUAUGGUGCUAUGCCAAGUUUAUACUCAACCGACACUGAAGACUUCGAUUCGUCGCGAAGUGAUGAAAGCGCGGAGUGGCCGGAUAAUGAUGACGUUAUGAUAGAAAUAAAAAAAUUGCAGCUCGAUGAUUUCGAAGUAAAGGAUGAACCAACAGUGCUCCCGGAAGAGGUGAUAGCAGAAAAACAAACACUCUUAUCCAAACUUCAUAGUUUCGAGAAGAAAGAAGAGAAGUGUGUUACAUUUGCAGAUUCCCCGAAAGAGGAAAAACCUAAAAUUAAACAGAGUAUUAUUCCCUUACCUGCGCCAAGAAAGACCGAGGUAUCUGAGGAAGAAUUAAAAGCACGCCAAGAAUAUCUAAAACAACAGCGCGACAAGUUGUUAGCGCUAAAGAAGCAGGUCCGUGAAAAGCAGCUCGAUGCAGUUGAGACCGAAACUUCGUUUGGAGGCGGUGAAAUCUCACAAAAAGCGCAAAGGCCCAAAUCAGCUCGUAUGGCACAAGCGGCGCUAGCUGGGUCCGCCCCGGCCCCGCCCCCCGACGCAAUGCAACUACGACGGGCUCUAGCGUCCAAACUCAAAACCGAAGUUGUUGAUGGAACUUUCUAAUAUGUAUUCUUUCUAUUCAUAUGUGUGCGAAUAGGGCUGUAUGUAAGACCUCUCAGUUGUGUCAUGUAGUCAUUAAAUUAUUUGAAAAUU
Messenger RNA from Colias croceus (clouded yellow), 1349 nucleotides. RefSeq names its product cilia- and flagella-associated protein 36. The record is from RefSeq and is a predicted model, not a curated record. Gene Ontology annotation, cellular component: axoneme; ciliary base. The transcript has 7 exons. Bases 243 to 1259 code for a protein of 338 amino acids. NCBI's taxonomy places the organism in Eukaryota, Metazoa, Arthropoda, Insecta, Lepidoptera, Pieridae.